AUGGACAUCCCAAACCUCAAAUUGAUCAGCCAAGACGGCCACGAGUUUUUCAUAAGUAGAGAGUGCGCACAACAUAGCGGAACACUUAAAACAAUGUUGGAAGACCAGCCGACGGAGGGAAUCAUCACUAUACCUAUUCCAGGUAUCCCAUCGAAACUACUUGAAAGAACUAUAGACUACAUGUACUACAGACAAAUGUAUUCAAGAGCACCUUCACAAGACGCAAUACCAAAUUUCGACGUGGAUCCAUCAAAUGCACUUGAACUUCUUUUGGCAGCACAUUACCUCGACUUGUAA
Entamoeba invadens IP1 is the source of this 297-nucleotide messenger RNA. Its product is annotated as transcription elongation factor B polypeptide, putative. The transcript is spliced from 2 exons. Gene Ontology annotation, biological process: ubiquitin-dependent protein catabolic process. Lineage: Eukaryota; Evosea; Mastigamoebida; Endamoebidae. Gene Ontology annotation, cellular component: elongin complex. Gene Ontology annotation, molecular function: protein-macromolecule adaptor activity. The record is from RefSeq and is a predicted model, not a curated record. Bases 1 to 297 code for a protein of 98 amino acids.